AUGGCGGCGCAUGUGCAGCACGUGGUGGUUAUCAAGUUCCAAGAGCACACCAGCGAUGACCAGAUUGCAGCCUUCUUUGCGGAUGCCUUAGAGAUGACGAAGCACAUUCCAGGCAUCACAAAAUUUGUCCAUGGACCAAACUGCAGCCCCGAGGGCCUCACGGGGGACUUCACGCACGCCUUCAUUAUGUCAUUCGAAAGCGCGGCGGCACGCGAUGGUUACCUGCCGCAUGACAAGCACGAGGAAUUCAAGGCCAAGUGGCUGCCGUCAGUGGAGAAAAUCUUCGUCAUUGACAUCUGA
Molecule: messenger RNA, 300 nt
Organism: Monoraphidium neglectum
Lineage: Eukaryota; Viridiplantae; Chlorophyta; Chlorophyceae; Sphaeropleales; Selenastraceae
Exons: 2
Coding region: 1-300 (99 amino acids)
Source: RefSeq, a predicted model, not a curated record